Anoplopoma fimbria (sablefish) is the source of this 1355-nucleotide messenger RNA. RefSeq names its product annexin A5b (gene anxa5b). Gene Ontology annotation, biological process: negative regulation of coagulation. NCBI's taxonomy places the organism in Eukaryota, Metazoa, Chordata, Actinopteri, Perciformes, Anoplopomatidae. Gene Ontology annotation, cellular component: cytoplasm. Gene Ontology annotation, molecular function: calcium ion binding; calcium-dependent phospholipid binding. The coding region runs from base 113 to 1066 and encodes 317 amino acids. The record is from RefSeq and is a predicted model, not a curated record. The transcript has 13 exons.
GUUUAUCUCAGCGGCAGUCUGCAGUCAGCCCUUCUUCUCUUCCUCUCCGCUCUCUCAGCUUCAUCAGCGAUCAUCUACUUCUUCCGCAGAAUAAAAAUCCAAGACUGACAAAAUGGCCGGCAGAGGAACCGUGAAAGCCAGUGGAAACUUCAACGCCAGUGCAGAUGCUGAGGUCCUGUACAAGGCCAUGAAGGGGCUGGGGACCGAUGAGGAGGCCAUCUUGCAGCUGUUGGUGGCUCGCAGCAACGCCCAGAGGCAGCAGAUCAAGGCCGCCUACAAAACUCUGUUUGGAAAGGAUCUGGUAGAUGACCUGAAGGGAGAGCUUGGUGGCAAGUUUGAGACCCUCAUCGUGGGUCUGAUGACGGCCCCCCUCGCUUAUGAUGUGAUGUCGCUCCGCAACGCCAUCAAGGGUGCAGGAACCGAUGAGAAGGUCCUCGUGGAGAUCCUCGCCUCCAGAACACCUCAGCAGGUGAAGGAAAUCUCCGCUGCUUAUAGAAAAGAGUACGAUGACGACCUGGAGGAAGAUGUAUCUGGAGACACUUCAGGUCACUUCAAGAGACUUCUGGUUAUUCUGCUGCAGGCGAACAGGCAGAGGGGGAUCCAGGAGGGAAACGUUGAGACUGAUGCUCAGGUCCUCUUCAAAGCAGGAGAGCAGAAGUUCGGCACCGAUGAACAAACGUUUGUCACCAUCCUGGGAAACCGGAGCGCAGAACAUCUCAGGAGAGUAUUUGAUGCUUACAUGAAGUUGGCUGGAUACGAGAUGGAGGAGAGCAUCAAGAGGGAAACCUCCGGAGGCCUGAGAGACCUGCUUCUGGCCGUCGUGAAGUGUGCCAGGAGCGUUCCAGUGUAUUUUGCUGAGACUCUGUACUAUGCAAUGAAGGGAGCAGGAACUGAUGAUGACACCCUGAUCAGAGCGAUGGUGACUCGCAGUGAGGUGGACUUGAUGGACGUCAGAACUGAGUUCAGGAGGUUGUUCGCCUGCUCUCUGUUUUCCAUGAUCAAGGGAGAUACCGGUGGCGACUACAGAAAGGCCUUACUGUUGCUCUGUGGGGGAGAUGAUGCGUAAACGUGGCAACAAGCAAUAAAACAGGAACCACACCUGAAGUGCCUCUUCUUUAAGUCGGCUUUUUUGUGUGACAAACGGCCCAUCAGCUCUUUUUAAACUAUGACUCCAAAUAAUAUCUUUGAAAGGUAGCUAACAUUUAAUGCAGCUUUCGGCUGACUAACAUCUUCAUGUACUUGUAUUGUAUAAUUCACUUGUAAUGCGCAAGCAUGGGACUACAAUUGAUUUGAUUGCACUUUGUAUGGCAGAAACAAUAUAUGCAAUAAUAAACAUUUCAACUGAUGAAGUACAA